AUGAAUUCGAUUCAACGUUUCUCGUUGAGAAGGUUAAGCGGCUUCGAGUCAUGUAUACGACAAUUCUGCGGAGGAGCGUUGCAAGGCGGCGUGAAGGACGAAGGAGACUGGUUCUUCUCACCGGAAUGGUGGGACCCUCACGACGGCGGCCACACGGUUUCACGGGUUACCUUCGGCAAAGGAAACGGCAUCGUUUCAGUCGUCGCACACCCUUCUUCUCUUCCUAGUAGAGAUUCAUGGGCAGAAACUGAGAGCUGGCUAGAGAAAAGGUAUAUGGAGCUAAUGCAAAGAGAUGGAGAGAAGAAUGGAAGUUUUAAGAUACUUGGAUAUCAAUGGCGAUCCCUUCGAUUCAACGACGAUACUCGACAAAGCACGGUGAAAGUCAUGGCUGCUUGUAGAGCAUUGCAACCGAGCUCGGUUUUCUACAUGCAGCAGCCCCAUUGCCUUGCUGCUCCAUAUUUGAAAAGCAUGGCUUCAGCUGGAUUGACUUCUCUUGCAGUUUCUAAAUAUGAUAUGAGGAGUGCAGCUACUGGGAAGAAACAAAUGCGCAUAUUGUGCAUCGGUCACGGUGGAGGAAGUUUACCGUUGUUUUUAGUUAGUCACAUUCUUGGUGCUGUUGUUGACAUAGUUGAGAUCGACCCACUAGUCAUCUCAGAGUUGGUUCGAGCAAUGGGCUUCCCUGCAUUCUCUGUCCUGACAGUAACCGGUAAACGUGCAUUACCAACUGCUGGCAUUAUCGACCAAGUGAUAUGGCGAGGCAUCCAUGAGAGACUCUUCCUCUACGAAUCAGAAGCUAAGGACUUCAUUCUCAAGAAUCAAAACAAUUCUUAUGACAUGAUCUUCAUGGAUGCUUAUGAUGGAGCAGACAUAUUUCCUCAUAGUCUGUGGGAUUCCGAUUCCGUGUUCAUGAAAGCUCUGAGCGAAAGACUUCACCAUGAGCAUGGAACUCUGGUGGUGAACCUUCACUCUGAUGCAGACAUCUCAGACAUAGACAGAUCAAACGAAGGUGUAACGACAGGGAAGUAUGUGAGGAAAGUCGGUAGAGCUUAUAAAAAGGGAUUGAUGGAGAAUGAGAGGAAUUGGUUGGUGUUUGCUUGUGAAGUGCCAUGGCUGUGUAACGUAUCUUUGGUGGUGAGCAGAGGGAUGAGGUUAGAUGAAAGACAGAGAGACAAAAUCAUGACUAGUCUCAUGAAGACUUCCUUAGAAGUGGACAGAAUCCUGCGGCUGCCUUUCUCUUGUUUGGAUUAUCUCAAAACUGGUCUUGCCGUGAUAUAAAUUGACCUUAAGAUUGGAGAUCGAACACGAUAAAGAAGAAGUUGAUGAUCUUGUUCUUCCAUGUUGACCAUAUAGUAUGUAAUACUCUCCGAUUGACACAGGUACUAAUGUUAACUACAUGCAACUCUGAUUGCCCUGACC
Messenger RNA from Eutrema salsugineum, 1416 nucleotides. RefSeq lists its product as uncharacterized. The transcript is spliced from 5 exons. The record is from RefSeq and is a predicted model, not a curated record. Bases 1 to 1275 code for a protein of 424 amino acids. NCBI's taxonomy places the organism in Eukaryota, Viridiplantae, Streptophyta, Magnoliopsida, Brassicales, Brassicaceae.